AAGUUGUAUCUGGACAAUACUGUAUUGAGGAAUCCCCAGUUUGAGAUAAGUAUUGAAUAAUCUCCAGUUCGAGAUUAAGUUAUAUCUGGAUGGUACAGUAUUGAGGAUCCUUUAGUUCGAGAUUGAGUUGUAUCUGGUAAGACAGUUAAUUGAGGAUACAGAAGGUUAUGUACCUUGAUUGGUACUGGUAUAAAAGGAUUUUUUUGGAGUAGGGCAUUUAUUACAGAAGUGAAAAUAAAAGAAGACAGAAAAUUCUUUUUACAUUUAAUCUGUGUCAUUUAUUUAUUAUCUAAAAUUCAAAGGCUAUUUACAAGUGGUUUCAUUAUGCAUCCCUUUUUUUAGUAACAAUUUUAGCCUGCAUUAAUGUUGCUUUUUAAACUGCCAUUUUUCCUGCGAACAUAAUAAAUCUAAUUAUUUCGCGGACUUUUCUAUAAAAAUUGGUGGAUUUGUAAUUUUUUUUAUAUGCAACAUAUGAACAGGCCACAACCUUUCCUUGGAUUGUAUUUUAAAUUAGGCCUGAAUGGUUCAGCCGUUUUCAUGCUAAUUGGAUACCAAGAAACAGAGAGUCAAGCCAAAAAUAUAUAGAUUAUAGAUUUAUUUUCAGUAUUAUGCGUUUUCCCAGCUAGAAGACACAGUGAAGAUGAACAGUGCAAUUAUGAACGGGGGCGGGGCCUACAAGAUGAUAGAAAUAAAAAAGAUUGAAAGGGGGAGUAUUCCUAUUUCUGCAACCCUUGACCGACAAAUGGGGGACAGACAGAUUCUACAGGAUGGUAUAACCCUUACUCAAAUAUCAUCUGGAAAUCGAACACUCAGACAAAAUGAUAGACAGAUGAAUGACCGGUCAGAGAGACAGUUAGUUCCUAUUCAGCCCUCAGCGGAAAGAUACGAACCCCUAAGACAUACAGAAAGACAGGUUAACCAAAAAGCUGAACGGCUUGACCGGCCUCCUCAAGCCCCUCUUGGAGUCUCAUCAGAACGCUAUGAUCCUAUUCCAAAUCCACAAACACAGAGUCUGCAAAGUAGAAACAUCACAGAACCUCCAAUAAAUGGAUCAGUCGGAGGCAAUGGUGGAGGCAAUGGAGGAGAAGGGGGAGGACAAAAUUGGAGGGUUCCCCCACCACCACCAUCUAGAGAUGGAACAUUACGACUUGAAGGAACUGCUACUCCUCCUCGUCCAUCAGAGGAGAGUAACGGAGUUGCAUUAAUUACUCCUCAAGAGCCAGAACUUUACACCAAGGAAGAUGAGAAGUGGUGGUGGGUGUGCUGUCUUGAAUUCUGUUUUUGUCUUCUCUAGAAAGUCAAAGUUGGAUUUAUCCUAACAUAUUGUGCUGUAAUUAGAAAAACAAUUUACCAUGAGUAUUGAAUAAGUCGAAUGAAAUAUCAUGUUAAUAUUUAUAGAUAUUAUUGAGUCACGUUCUACAAGUGAAAGAUCUCUUUAAAACAUAAAGUAAAGAAAGUGUAUUGCAUAUUUUAACAAUGAUGUAAACAAGCUGUUAAUAAUUUGCCAAAAUGUUAUAAACUAUUUUUUCUAUUAGAAUUAAGCUUGAUGCAGCAACAUAACAGCUGUAGUUUAGUAAAGCUAAGCUAGUGCAGCAACAUAACAACUGUAGUAUUGCUAAGCCAGCGCAGAACUGGAUUGAAAUUUUCUAAACCAUAUAUAAAUGCCAUGACUGGGGUUUCCAGUGGAAAAUUUUUCGAAAAACAUGUGAAUUUUUUUUUCGUAUUUCGCAAACUUUUGCGCGGAAUUUUGUGUAAACAAAUUUCACACAACAAAAUUUUGUAUGCAAUAUUUGCGAAAAUUUUCACGGAAUAAUCACAUUUAUGUUUGCAGAAAAUCCGUAAUUUUUUUCGCGAAAUUUUAAUUUUUUUUCUUCCACAAAAUUUUUAUCUUUUUUCUGCAGAUUGCAAUGCAUAAUUUUGGUUAAACAACAAAUUUUUGCAACACGUUUUUUCCAUUCCUUUGGAAAUCCUGGUCAUGAGGUAGGUCAAAAUGAUAAAUUAAAAUAUGAUUGAGUUUGUAAGAUAUUUGUAAUCCAGACAAAAAAAGCUGCAAGGUACUUUCCAUCCCUUGCAGCACUGUACUGUACUGUACAGUGCUGUGCUGUACUGUACUGUACCGUACUGUG
Molecule: messenger RNA, 2126 nt
Organism: Eurytemora carolleeae
Lineage: Eukaryota; Metazoa; Arthropoda; Copepoda; Calanoida; Temoridae
Exons: 8
Coding region: 641-1294 (217 amino acids)
Source: RefSeq, a predicted model, not a curated record